CUUCAGGUUUAGGGGGUAGUGUUGCUGGAGAACCAGUCUCUCUCCCCGCACUUCCCAGCUCACCCUUUCACCGGGUUCCUCCCCCGAGCGGCAAAGAGGAGGGGGCGGGGGUAGGGGGAGCCAAUCCCGGCAGCGCCAAAGGGGGGAGGCGGCGGUGACAGCCGCGGGGAGGGGGCGGGAGGAGAGAGGCGGCUUGGCUCUGGCUUGGUGCUUAGCUCCGCUCUGCCUCCGGCUCUGCGCUCACCUACUGCCCAAGCCUCCUGCUCCUGCCCCAGGACCCGCAGCGGGACCCCAGUCCAUCCCAGACAGCCCCAGCCCAGACAGCGUGCAACGCCGCCAGGGGGCGCCGUGUGAGCGCCCUAUCUUGGCCACCCGGCGCCCCCUCCCACGGCCCAGGCGGGACGGGACGGGGGCGCCGGGGGCCAUGCGGGGCCAGGGCCGCAAGGAGAGUUUGUCCGAUUCCCGAGAUCUGGACGGAUCCUAUGACCAGCUUACAGGCCACCCUCCGGGGCCCACUAAAAAAGCGCUGAAGCAGCGGUUCCUCAAGCUGCUGCCUUGCUGCGGGCCCCAGGCCCUGCCCUCAGUCAGUGAAAACAGCGUGGAGGAUGAGUUUGAACUGUCCACGGUGUGUCACCGGCCAGAGGGUCUGGAGCAGCUGCAGGAGCAAACCAAAUUCACGCGCAAGGAAUUGCAGGUCCUGUACCGGGGCUUCAAGAAUGAGUGUCCCAGCGGAAUUGUCAAUGAGGAGAACUUCAAGCAGAUUUACUCUCAGUUCUUUCCUCAAGGAGACUCCAGCACAUAUGCCACUUUUCUCUUCAAUGCCUUUGACACCAACCAUGAUGGCUCCGUCAGUUUUGAGGACUUUGUGGCUGGUUUGUCGGUGAUUCUCCGGGGAACCAUAGACGACAGACUAAACUGGGCCUUUAACUUGUAUGACCUCAACAAGGAUGGCUGCAUCACCAAGGAGGAAAUGCUUGAUAUCAUGAAAUCCAUCUAUGACAUGAUGGGCAAGUAUACCUAUCCUGCACUCCGAGAGGAGGCCCCAAGGGAGCAUGUGGAGAGCUUCUUCCAGAAGAUGGACAGGAACAAGGAUGGCGUGGUGACCAUUGAGGAAUUCAUUGAGUCUUGCCAAAAGGACGAGAACAUCAUGAGGUCCAUGCAGCUCUUUGACAAUGUCAUCUAGCUCCCUAGGAAAGGGGGUCAGUUGUCCUGGGGGGACCAUACUCUAGCCCUAGUGCAGGUGGAACUAGCCCUUCUCUUCCCAGGUCUGUCCUCAUCCUAGCCCAGCCCUGGGGGCUGUAAGAAUCUAAGAGCCUGGGGAUUCAGUGGUCCAGUGGUCCAGAUUGCUGGAGCUAAAGGGGCCAGGGCAUGGGUAGAAUGUAUCUGUGGGGUGUUCCUAACUCCCAACAGCUCCCACCCUCUUCCUGCCUGACAGUGCUGAGGGUACCCCUGCUAUAGGAAAUAAAUGGUUCUUCACCUUCCAUCGCCACUUUAGAAACUACAACACUAGACAAAAUGUCUCCUGCUAUGGUGCUUUCCCUAUCCCUGACCUCAUAUGCAUUUCCUCUAAGAUUUCCUUCUCAGAGAGUCUGCUCUGUCCAUGCACUGACUGGCCUUUCAGACCAGGGCCUUUGAGAGCCUUGUAGGAGGGGGACAAGAAGGCCUGAGCCAGGUGGUUAGAUCAUAGAUGGCUGGGGUAGAGUUCAGAAAGGCCUGGAGAUUGUCAGUGACACCUCAAGGCAUGCCAGGCUAUAGCUCUGAGCUCCACAGGUUUGCUACCCCAGGCUAUCAGAAUAGGAGUUCCAGGCCCUUCAGAAGACUGUCUCCUUGGAAAUGCCCCAGAAAUUUCCAUACUCUCCUCAGUAUUCCAGGAGAGCCUGGGAUCCUGAUGUCUGGCUCAUGCCUGGAAUUCCUUCUUCUCCUUCCUUCCUGUUUGUGGGGGUGGAGGCAGCAGCAGGGGAAUAUGGAUGGGAGAUGUCCCAGCUGAUGUCUGCCAGAGUUUUAGCCUAUCCUCCCUGAUGGCUACAACUUAAGUUUUCAUUUGCCAUUUCUUCUAGACUUGGGAGGCAUGGAGUGAGUCAGGGACCAUCCAGUGGAUGCCUUAGAAGAAAGGGGGAAGGAGGGAGGCAGGCAUAGCAUACCUGUGAGGGGGCAUUCACUAGAAUCUUUGAUCUACCCAGGCUCUGUUCCAACACCCACAAAGCCUCCUCAAUUCCUACUUAGGGUCUCCU
Lutra lutra (Eurasian river otter) is the source of this 2231-nucleotide messenger RNA. RefSeq names its product potassium voltage-gated channel interacting protein 2 (gene KCNIP2). Gene Ontology annotation, molecular function: potassium channel regulator activity; calcium ion binding. The coding region runs from base 425 to 1183 and encodes 252 amino acids. The record is from RefSeq and is a predicted model, not a curated record. Gene Ontology annotation, cellular component: voltage-gated potassium channel complex. NCBI's taxonomy places the organism in Eukaryota, Metazoa, Chordata, Mammalia, Carnivora, Mustelidae. The transcript is spliced from 9 exons. Gene Ontology annotation, biological process: regulation of potassium ion transmembrane transport.